AUGCACUCUUACACGAAAGUAAUGUAUGGUUUAAAUUUAUUACGAGGUGCAAAAAGAGCGGAAUUAGUUGCUGUUGAAGGAAAAGAAAUUGAGACGCACUACGUUCUUGCGAGGGAGAGAAUCCGACGUUGGAAUUCAACAUCUAAGUGCUAUCUCCUGGUUGAAAAUCUGCCGACGCCACUUCAGGCUGGAGGUGUAGCAAGUGCUAGUGUGUGGUCUUCCUGUGGCUGUCGUCAAAGGCUGUUGGCAGCAGUCACCAGUGGAGGUCGAGCAGUACACUGGGCCGCGGUACCAGCGCCAGAUCAUACAAGCAACGAUGACUUAUGCAGAUUCAAUUAUACGUUCCCGGUGACAGCUGACAUGGCGCCAGUGAGCUCCCUGCUCGUCUACUACGUGACGGAGGCUGGGGAGCCCGUGAGCGAUGUCGUCAGCUUUCACGUACGGCUGUUACAUAAGGAGGUCGCAGUUGCUGUGGAAGAAAGACGAUGGUGGUAUCCAAGAGCAGCGCUCCAGCUUCGAGUUCUCGCUCCACCUGACUCCAUGAUGUGUCUAAUUGGUGCACGAUCUCCGCCUGACGCUCGCUUUGAUCCACAUCAACAGUAA
Molecule: messenger RNA, 603 nt
Organism: Parnassius apollo (apollo)
Lineage: Eukaryota; Metazoa; Arthropoda; Insecta; Lepidoptera; Papilionidae
Source: the annotation of a GenBank genome assembly